CCGAAACGUCAAUCGUGCUCAACGUUAGCAGACGAGAGAUUGAAGAUUCCCAGAAUUUUUCAAUACAAACGUUGGAGAGUGCAAAAAUGUAGGCAAAGAAUUUAAAUUACAAAAUGUUUGGAGCGUAUGACGGAGGCAACGAGUGAUGGAACAGGAAAGAAUAGAUGGCACAGCAGAUCAGACGAAACAAGAUGAUACUUUUCGAAAAGCAAAGUCGUCUGGAAAGAUUAAAAGCAUUAAAGCUUUAAAGAUUCUAGAAGGUCAAGGUUAUAUUGUUGGGAAAACACUCGGGAGCGGCUCAUAUGCUUCUGUAAAAAGCGCCUAUGAUAUAAAUCAAAAGCAUAAAGUUGCGAUAAAAAUAAUAUCGAAGAAGAAGUCAUUUAAGGUAUAUCUCACUAAAUUUUUACCGCGCGAAAUCGCGACAAUGCGGAAUCUGGGACACCACUAUGCAGUGAUAAAAUUUUAUCAAAUUAUAGAGACCACAACCAGAUACUUCUUUAUAAUGGAACUUGCUGAGAAUGGCGACCUUUUGAGGGAGAUAAAAGCCAAAGAGUACAUACAGGAAGACCAAGCUGGUAGGUGGUUUAUACAUUUGUAUGAAGGUAUAAGAUAUAUGCAUGGGAAAGGACUUGUGCAUCGUGACAUCAAAUGUGAAAACUUAGUUCUGGACAAGGAAAAUACGCUAAAAAUCACUGACUUCGGAUUUGCUAAGAAAUCGGGUAGAACAAGAAGUGGUGGACCGUCGUUGUGUGAUACAUAUUGCGGAAGUUAUGCGUAUGCAGCCCCAGAAAUUUUAAAAGGAAUUCCACACGAUCCAGAAAUUACCGAUAUUUGGAGCAUGGGAGUUGUAUUAUUUACAAUGGUAUAUGGGCGUCUACCCUUUGACGACAGUAACCUCAAGGAGUUGCUGAAACAAGUUUCAGGUCGAGUCACAUUUCCAGCGAAACCAGAUGUAUCAGAAAAGUGUCAAAUACUAAUGCUGAAAAUAUUCACAAAGGCGUCAGAUCGCAUUAUUUUGAAGAACUUUAGAGUGGAUACAUGGUUUAGAUCCCACAGAGGAGUCCAGAAUGUAGAAAAGAAUGAGAAAAACCCGCGUGGCACUUCAGUUGCAGACGACAAAAUGUCUGACGACACUAAAUCAAUUCAAGUGACUACAGAUAAAAAGACAAGCUAAAACGAUGGGGGAAAAUAGUCCAAAUGAAGACGCAGUAAAUAAAAAUGUUUAACUAUAUCAUGAAUAUAGCUGAUUUAUUUACCUGAAAAUGGGAGCGUUUACUAUAUACAUGAAGUUGUUGUGAAUACGCAAUAAACACUUAACAAACUUA
Messenger RNA from Ruditapes philippinarum (Manila clam), 1325 nucleotides. Its product is annotated as testis-specific serine/threonine-protein kinase 4-like. Gene Ontology annotation, biological process: protein phosphorylation; microtubule cytoskeleton organization; intracellular signal transduction. Gene Ontology annotation, cellular component: cytoplasm. NCBI's taxonomy places the organism in Eukaryota, Metazoa, Mollusca, Bivalvia, Venerida, Veneridae. Gene Ontology annotation, molecular function: ATP binding; protein serine/threonine kinase activity; tau-protein kinase activity. Bases 146 to 1174 code for a protein of 342 amino acids. The record is from RefSeq and is a predicted model, not a curated record. The transcript has 2 exons.